Molecule: messenger RNA, 751 nt
Organism: Eimeria necatrix
Lineage: Eukaryota; Apicomplexa; Conoidasida; Eucoccidiorida; Eimeriidae
Product: mitochondrial glycoprotein domain-containing protein, putative
Exons: 3
Cellular component (GO): mitochondrial matrix
Source: RefSeq, a predicted model, not a curated record
AUGUCCGCAGCAGGAGCCGGAUCAGCAGCAGCAGCAGCAGCAGCUCGUGCUGCUGCUCGCUUUGCAGGUUUGAGCAGCAGCAGCAGCAGCAGCAGCAGCCGCGGGCUUUUGGCAGUGCGGGCUUUCAACAGCAGCAGCAGCAGCUGCCUGUUCCCGCGUCGGCUGCUGCAGCCGGCGCAGCAGCAGCAGCAGCAGCAGCUGCAGCGCGGCUUCAGCAGCAGCGCAGCAGCAGCAGCAGAAUCUCUUGCUGCUGUCAUUCAAAAAGAAAUAGCUCAUGAAAAAGCUCAGUAUGAACCCGAAAAGAAAAUAAAAGAGUUUUUGGAAACAAAAAAGUGGCAACUUCAGGAAAAAGAGAAUGAUGUUCUCGUCACCCUCACCCGCGAGGUCGACGGGCUGAAGGUGACAGUGGAGUUUUCGUGCAUUCAGCCAGCAGCAGCAGCAGAAGAAGAAGCAGCACUUCCGGAGAGUUCGGACUUCACGGUGUCUGUACACCGCAGCGACGGCAGCGGCCUUCUCUUCUACUGCUCCACCACGGCCGAGGACGAGACUGCCAGGUUUUGCAUUGGACAGGUGCGUCACUUCGUGGACUCGAGCAGCAAAGAAAGCCUGGCUAGCUACCCGGGGCCUUACUUCGAAGACCUGGACGAAGCCUUUCAGCAGCAGCUCGACAGCUGGCUAGCUGCUGUUGGAGUUGACGGGCAGCUGUGUGACUUCCUGGAGGCUUUUGCUGCGGACAAGGAAAACCGCGAGU